CCAAAAAUACUGUCGAGCAUGGCUCCAGCACAGCCAACUCGGGUCGAAACCACCAUUCAGCCGAUUCGGCUUGACGGUCGAACUCUUGAAGGAGGAGGCCAGUUAGUUCGCAUCGCUAUUGCUCUCUCCGCCCUCACGGGUCAACCGAUAACUAUUGAUCAUAUUAGAGGCAACCGAUCCGGCAAGAAAGGCCUGAAGAACUCCCAUCUUGCCGCAAUCAAUUGUCUGGGUGAAAUGAGCGGAAGUACCCUUGUUGGAGCGCAGGUGGACUCACCCUCAUUAGGGUUUUAUCCUCCUCCUCCACGCGAAGAGUCGAUAACUGACAGCUCUCACGAGGAUGGUCCCUUAAGCAAGAGGGAAAUUAACAUCCGACUUCCGACAGUAGGCUCCAUUUUCCUUGUCUUCCAAGCGCUUUAUCCAUGCCUUCUCCACUGCGGAGGAUCGACCACUCCCGAUAACCCCAUUUACCUUAGUAUCACCGGGGGAACGAACGUGUCGUUUUCUCCAUCGUACGACUACGUAUCUCAGGUGUUGAUUCCUAAUUUUGCGCGGUGUGGAUUACCUCGUCUUUCUGCGGACCUGGAAAAGCGCGGAUGGCUGGCGGGUGCCAGGAGUUUGGGGAAAGUGACAUUCCGCAUCGAAACGCUUCCCAGAGACCGUGACACGGAAGCCAGCGGGGACGCGCGAUAUUGGUUUCCCUUGAUCGAUUUAAAUCAAUAUGAUCGCGGAACAAUCUCCAAGAUCGACAUCACAGUUCUUGCCCCCGAUGGUUCAGUCACAGAGGAGUUCGAAAGAGGAUCCGGCAAGAAUAAAAAGGCGAACAAGGGACAUCGCAGGACAGACCCACGAAUCCAGAACCACAACUACACGACUUGGGAGGAAGAAAAGGGAACUGACGCUGGCCAACGUGGGCGAAAUCUCGGGACGGUGCGUGAAUUUAUGGAGAGCGAAACCUAUAGGCUGCUGCGUAAACGGCUUCGAAAGAUCCCGUCGUCUAUUUUCAGCCCGCGAGAGCCGAGUUCGAGCUCUUCUGUCAAGGGGCCCGAAGAAGCGGGCAGUGACGAGGAUGCUGUGCGGAUCGACACCCACACGACAGAAGCUACGUAUUCGCGCUCGUGUUUAUACGUGCUGAUCGUAGCGCAUACAUCGACCGGAUUUAAAAUCGGUCGUGAUGCGUUAUAUCGAGGAGACGGAAAAAAGCGAACCGAAGGUCGAGAUCGUGGGGGGAUGAUAGGAGCGGUGACAGAUCUGGUCGAGGACUGUGUAGAGGGGUUUAUACAAGAGCUGUACAAUCCCACUUUGCAGUCCGGAACGCCAUGCGCUGCAACGCGCCCGCCCUGCGUCGACGAAUACAUGAGAGAUCAGCUGGUGGUAUUUGAGGCGCUGGGAAGAAUGUCGCGUGGUCAAAUUAACACAGCGGCUUCGAGCAAGGAAGAUGAGAGAUAUUGGAGUCUGCAUACGAGAACGGCGCAGUGGGUGUGUCGGGAGAUGCUUGGGGAGGACAGUCUCGGAUAAAUCUGCGCAUAGAUAUCUGUGUGCCAUGAUGGGUCUGUUGACAAGAGAAUUCGAUCUGCUGUUAACUGUUAAUGGGCUAUCAAUCGCAGCGCUGGAUCGGUCGCAACAUUGAAUGAGAGGCAUGCAUGCAUCCGGUGGAGAAUACAAAAAGAAAAUAUCCAGAAGAAGAAGAAGAAGAAGAAGAAGAAGAAGAAAAAGCCAGAUCGAACCUAGACAUGAUGGUUAUAAGGAAAAUGAACUAUACAAUCUAUUCAUAUAGUAUAGGGAUAUAUAUUAGCGUAAGCAUAUCACAACA
Molecule: messenger RNA, 1810 nt
Organism: Aspergillus ochraceoroseus IBT 24754
Lineage: Eukaryota; Fungi; Ascomycota; Eurotiomycetes; Eurotiales; Aspergillaceae
Product: putative RNA 3'-terminal phosphate cyclase
Exons: 1
Coding region: 19-1515 (498 amino acids)
Biological process (GO): RNA processing
Cellular component (GO): nucleus
Molecular function (GO): RNA-3'-phosphate cyclase activity
Source: RefSeq, a predicted model, not a curated record